UACUUAGCUCAUUCAAAAUGCCAAUCAAUAACUACCUCCCUUGCACUUUUUGUACACCCUUUAGUUGUGCGGUCCGUAUUUGCUUCGGAAAGCAAUAAGUGACACCUCGUUCACUCGUCGCCUCAGAGUUUAGUGUAACACCGCGUAGUCGACUGGCACGGGCGGUUUUAUCGGCCGAGGUAUGCAGGAUACCCGAAUAUCGUGUGAUCCUCGGAGCUCGUUCGGUGCCUACGCUUCUUGCCCGCUCUAACCGCUUGCCAUGUUCCUCAUUCUUGUCUUAUUAGUGUAUUUUAUAGAUAUUCGGGUUACGAUGGACCUCGGUGGAGUGUUAUGUGGACGGUAACAUCACAUCUGUGCUAAUGCCACUCAGAAAUGGUGGUCAAAAUGGCAGGCAUGGAUGAUCACGAUAGGAAAAUAGUUAUAGAAUUCUGUCACUUGCUGGAGAAGUCUAAACAGUUAUUCAAUGGACUAAGGGACUUGCCGCAGUACGGACACAAACAGUGGCAAGCCUACUUUGGACGAACCUUCGACAUUUACACAAAGCUGUGGAAAUUUCAACAGCAACAUAGGCAAGUUCUCGAUACAAAAUAUGGGCUCAAAAGAUGGCAGAUAGGAGAAAUAGCUUCAAAAAUAGGCCAACUCUAUUACCACUACUAUUUAAGAACAAGCGAAACAAAUUAUCUGAAUGAAGCGUACUCAUUUUAUGCAGCAAUCCGAGGUCGAGCAUACUACUCAAGAGCAGCUAAAGAAGAUAGAUCUGAUUUGAUGGUGAAAAAACUACGAUAUUACGCAAGAUUUAUUGUGGUUUGUUUGUUGCUCAAGAAGAUGAAAUUAGUGCGAGAUCUCGUUAUGGAAUUAGACAAACAGAUAGUGGACUACACGAGCACGUAUGAGCCAGAUGACCAACUCGAGUGGUCACUUGUCCUAGAAGAAAUCAAGAGCUUCAUCAAAGCUGAUGGAAUCGUCAGUGUACUUCAUGCAGAUUCAAACACAAUAGUGCUUUCUCACAGGUUAAGUCCACUGACAACGCCUCCUGUGGAGAAGUCAACAAUGAUGAACUUGUCGUUGCAAGAAAUACUUAUCGUUGGAAAUUGCAAUGAUCAAGUCAAGUUCAGUGAACUCACAAUGGACAUGUUCAGGAUGCUGCAGACAUUAGAGAGAGAACCACAAGAUGAGUUCAACCAUAUUUACGACGCUUCCCCUGCCCCAGGACGAGUGCCUUUUGAAAAAAGCUAUUCAGUAACUAGUACGAAAGGAGGAGUAGGAUACCCAGUAGUAACAGGGUGUCAAGAAAACGGUGAUCGACCAUUGAAGAGAGAAAAUCCUCACAAGUAUUUGCUGUACAAGCCUUCGUUCAGCCAAGUGAUGGUCUUCCUAGCCUCGGGAUUCAAGGAGCUCCCAGCGAAUGGAGCUCUGUUGCUGUACAUCUCAGCUGACGGAUGUUUUUCGUCUACAAAACAUCCAGAAGACACGGGAUAUGAUCUCGGAGGUGUUAUUACAAGCAGCAAACGUGAAAGUGACCAUAUGAAUAAAAAAGGAAUGCACCUGAAGGAAAUGCAUUGCCUUUACCCUGGGGACCUUCACCCGUUCACCAGGAAACCGUUCUUUAUAAUCGUCGACUCUGACAAUAGCUUCGUAUUCCAGCACAUACCAAGGUACUUCGGCCAGCCAAUGGUAGUACUCAUGUCUCCUCAGGAUAUUCCACCAAGCUUUCAAGAUCAUCAGCACAAUGGAAGUCUGUUCACCCUGUUUCUACAUAGUCCACUGACAGCGUUCUGCUUCAUCUGCAAUAUUCUCAAUGUCCCCAUACACCACUGGGAGCGCUGUCAGUCAUUCAUCGACAGAUUUGUGACAGAAGCAAGUAGACUGUUUGGCCGCAGUAGAAUAGAUCCAGCAUAUCUUCAGUUUUUUGGAGAUGACUUUCUGCGGCUACUUCUCCUGAGAUAUGUUUUCUGUGAUGUAGUUCUACAUCUACAUAGAUCAUUUAAAGGUCGUCAGCUGAGGCCUCGUUGCCAGCCACCACUUCCAGAUGCCGAUCUGCUCGAGCAUCCGUCGCUACAACACCUGGUCCUGGACCUGGCUGCCCACCUCGAGGUCAGAUCACACUUCAUCGAUGGCAAUGAAAUGGACUGAUCGCCGGCAGUCUCACCUCUCCCUUCCUGCGUCGACAGUAUCUCAGAGCUUCGCCAGAUGUAUAGUCCUUUCAUUGUUUCCUCUUCCUUUCCAUCCAGUACUUGGCUAGUUGAUAUUAGGCUUUACUGUGUAUUUUUUAAUUUUAUAUCAACGGUAUGGAUCAGCCUUAACACUUUCAGUAUCCUUAGAGUUGUAGCAGCGAUUGUGAUGAAACCUCAACUUGUUCAAAUCGACUCAAAACAGAAGUUAUCUGCAGUGACUCGUGGUAAUAUACAAAGUGACUGGAGUGAACAGAGUGCCAUUUUAAUAUACACAAUGUUUCCAUUUGAAGCUAAUUUUGUCGGAUCCUAAAUUAAUUUAGAAUUAAAGGAUAUUUUUAUUCAUAAAUAAAUUUUACUUUGUUGAUUUUAUAACUGACAGUCAUAAUGUAAUACAGUAAAUCUCAAAUAAAACUGUUGUAAACUUUUAACUGUCUGUUCUUAUCAAAACAUAGUGAUUAAAGUGAACAAUAAGUAGAAUGCUGCAAGUUUAUGCUAAAAAUAUCAUUCAAAUUAUAAUUCUAAUUUAAGACAACCUCACAGUAAUGUUUACACACACACAUUUAAUCAAACAAAAACUAAAUAUUAUCAUUACGUAAAAACCGAUGCUACUAAAAAAAUGUUAAAUGGGUCUGCAAUAACCAACAUUUGAAAAGUAAUAUCGUUUUUUGUCAUAUCAAUAGAAGCUUAGUUCUUAUGCAAUUUUAAAUUGCAUUUUUAUAAUUAUCACAAUUUUUAUGAAUGACAACAAGUUUUUAUAAAUACACUUUACAUCUAUUAAUGUUUAUUCUAAAUAUUUGUAAUUUUUAUUUCAACUAUUAGGUUUUGCUACUACUAAAUAAGUUGUUUGUCCCUUUUAUGAGUCAAAUUUAAAUUCUCAACAUUGAGGUUACGCAUUAUGCAUCAAACCUCACCUGUUCAUGUAAUUCAAAAACAAAUAAAUUUAAAGUUCUAAUUUCAAUCCAACAAAAUAUUAUGCUCAAUUUUUAAAUUCUUUUGCACAUUCUGUGAUCUUCAGCUCUUUAAUUGACACACUGUUCAUAGGGAAAUCUUGUCGAGUGAAAGGUUCACAGGUAAGUAAGCACAGUACACAUCAACUUGUUUCUUAAGAAAUUAACUUUGUAACCCAACAGCAGUCAGCCAUGAGUUACAUAAAAAUGCAAUUUCUUAAGAUCUAAACCUGUACAAUACAUAGUUACAUGACUGUUGCAAACUUAGGCUAUCGUAAAUAGGUAGAUAUCUUUGUUCCGUCCGUCACAUCAUUUUUCAUUGAUUGCCGAAAAAUGUAUCUCAUUUAGAUUCUUUAACUAUGUAAUGUAAAUAAGCUGAACACUAUGGAAUGUAUUUUAUAUUUCCAAUAUUACGAUUUAUUUGCUCUAAAUUUUCUCCUUCAAUUAUAUUUUAAUUUAAAUGAUGACAAUGUAUAUGUACAAUAGGUGAAAUAAAAUAAUAAUAGUUUAUGCAGUUAAAAUAUUAUGUCUUCUCCUCUGUUUCUCCCAAAAGUUAUUUACCAAACAUAUUAAAAAAAGUAUUGCCGACGUAUACUAUUUUAACAUAGUAACAACUCUUAUUAGUAAACUAAUAUACUGUACAAUAGUAAAAUAUGUGUAUAUAUUCAAGAUUAUGUGAAUGUUUCCUGUGUUGAAGGGAUAUUCUACAGAGUGUAAAACAAGUCUUUAUCUUGCAAUGGCCAUGUAAUCCAAUAAUUUCAAUGCAGACACUCUGAAGGUUAACAGAUAUUUCUUAAACAAAAAAUCAAACUAAACGAUAUUUGGCAUCGAAAUUUAAUAAACAAAAUAAUCUUUAUAAAACGUUUUGAUACAACUGUGUUCAAUAUUUUUCUUAUUUAUGUAUGUCUUGCUUUCAAUAUAAUUAAAACCAAUUACAGUAAGUAAUUCAGUAAGGUAUAGGUUUCAAUGUUUUGAUUAAGGUUAUGUUAAGGUUAACAUAAGUUUUGAUUAAUUCAAUGUCUCAUAAACCUGUUUUCAACAUUAGCAGUUCUUUUUUUUAUUUGUACCAUAAACAGUAUCAUAACAUAAUCUUUGCAAUGGCCAAUUUUAGCACAGGAUAACCAGGUUACAAUCACAUAAAUCAACAGAUAAUUCAAGAAAUUUAGUGUUAAUACCAAUUUACUUCCAGGAUAUGAUUUAGGAAUAUACAAGCACAAAAAAGAUUAAACUGUUGGAAUAAAUCAUGAUUAAACCUCAAACCGGGAUACAUUAGGAAACCAUAAAACACAUAAGUAACAUUUUAAAUAAACUGUUAAAAUACCUAAUUAUACAACUUGUUACAGAAUUUAGAACCCUCAUUGAAUCCUCAUUAAGGGCACUUUGCUAGUGUGAUAUAGGACUAGCCAAUAAAAGUAACAAAUGAGUGUGAUAUAAUAACUCUCCCUCUUUGUUAUUCCACUAUAAAAAUUGGAUAUAGUUUAACAAAUUAACUUGUAGUACAUAAAUAAAAACUACUCUGUUUUUGCAGCCAAGGCAGUGAUUGAAAAGGCCCAAAUCCCUUCCUGCCAAUAUUACAGAAACAGUAUUUGUAUACAUAUUCUUUUUAUACUUUUUAAAAAGCUACUACCAAUAAACAAAAGUCCUCUAAAACGCAUGUAAUUGUCUACUUACUCUUUGUUGUUCUUUUGACUGUUGUAUAUUAACAAACUUUAUCAUAAGAUGAAUUUAAUGGACUGAAGUAGCAUGAAUAGAUAUUAAAGUAGCAACCGAAAGAAGCAAUAUAUUUACCAUAUGAAAAUGACAAUAUUAUGUAAUACCUUUUUAAACAACAUAGAGAUGCAGUGAAUGUUUUAUAGGAUAGUUUUGUUGCAUGUUACCAUAACAGGGUACCUAAUUUUAGGUUAACAAGUUUUGACUGUGUAACUUGUUUAUUUAUAAACUAAAAAUGACAUCAUUUUCAUAUAACUAAAGUUAAUUUUUCAUCCUUAGACAAGAUAACUGUAAAUGUAUCAUACACUAGUUGUCUGAUUUUUCAGUUUUAAUUCAGGAACAAUAGAUAACUUGUAUGUAAAAGUAAAACUCUCAGUGAACAUUGGAUUGUUGUAUAGGUAAGCAGAACUAACCUGAACUCAGCCUUACACUAUCAGAGGGGUUAUUAGGAAGGUUUAUAUUGAUAUAUUGAUCAAGAUGAUUAUAUUGAGGGUGAGUAGAUUAUUAAUCACACUUUCGUCUGAAUAAUCAAGGAGCUAAGAGCCAAUUUCCAUUGUAUAAGCAAACAACCUAGUUUUCUUGAAAUUGAUACAAGUAAUUUCUCCUAAGAAGGAGAACAAUUGGCACGAAUUGAAAUAGGAGGGAGGGAGUGGGUAUAAAGAGGGUUAAAAAUAUCAAACAACACAUUUUUAUUUGAUCAAAUUUUUACUACCUUAAUAGACUGAAAACUAAAGUUAAAGCAGCAUUAGCUACCACUAUAAAGAUUCAUAUAAAAGUGGCAACUUUUAGUCUAGCUCGUGAUCUGAUGCUGAUGUUGAUAUAACUAUUAUUUGUGUGUUUGACAGUUGGUUUUAACUAUUCAAGCAAAAAUUUUAACCACAGAAAAAAGUGAUUGUUUAAAUGUUUUACCUGUUUGAUAAUCUCCUAUUUCAACCCCCACUAAAACCAAUGUCACUGUUGAUCAAUUUCUUUCUUAUAAGAGUUCUUAUAAAAGUUCUGUUGAUUUCACAAAAAAACAGAGUUGUGUGUUUAUAUAAUGCAAAAUGGCUCCGGCUCUUGGACUAGAAUGAGAGGUCACACAAGUGACUUUGCAGCUGGUUUUAUUAAAUGAAGAUUUGCUAUUUUUUUAUUCUUACAUUCUUACAUGAGUGCAAAGCGAUGCAUCCCUGUUUUAUGAUAAAGUACUAUUUCAGGCAACAUCUUUUUCCUAUUGCUAAAAUAAGUUCAGGAGCUGUUGACAAGUAUUUUUUUUUUUUUUUUUUUUUUUUUUUGUAAAUAUUCAUCUGUUGUUGUUUUUUAUGACUAUUGGUACCCAUAUUUUACAAACUUUGUGAAAAUACAAAUGCUCUUUGGUGAUGGGGCAUGCACUGUUGUGGCAUUUCAAUUUUACUUGUAGUAUUAUCAGUCACAUAUUACUGAUCACUUUAAAUUAUAUCUCGAAUCACUUAUAGUCAGCUUUUGCGACUCAGUUAUUUUUUAUACUUUCAUACAUGUUCAAUGUUUUAAGCCAAUAAAGUACAUGUGAGUGUGCAAUAAUCCUUUAUCCUCAUACUCUGCAUUCAGUUUAAAACGUAAGUGUAGUCUCAGAUAACAUAUGGCUAAAUUGUGGGCUCAGUAUUUCAGCUGAGUAGAAACAUGAUUCCUGUUUAUAUUUGACUCAACCUUGUACCACUGCUUGAGACCAAUAGACUGGACUUAACUAUAUAUACUGUACUAUUCUUUUAAAUUACAGACAUAUGCAAGCAGCAGCUGUUCAAUAACUUUUAUCUAUGGCUAACCUACAAUACUGACAUGAGUAUAGUUAUUGACAGUUUUGUGUAGACAUGUGUAGAGUUUUUGUGACAUACUGAAGUUUUGUACUGCUUUGUAUUACUAUCAUUAUGUGACUGCUGGUUUAAUUACUAUCCCUUUUAUCCACUCUCUUUCGCUCCUUUUUGCCACUGUAAAUCUCCACUCAAGAAUUCUGGCCAUGAAUACUACAACUCAGGCCAAGGCAAGAGCCAUCCUGUACCAAACCCAUUUUAUUAAAGAAACCAACAAUUGACUGAAUUUCAAAAAUGUAUCAAUAAUAAAUUGUGUGAAAUUCAUAUAUUUCAUUUGUUUGUUAGUUGUGUUAAAGUACAAUGAAUGGAAGAUAAUAUUUUUUAUUUUAUGAUUAAUUAUGAGUAAUAUUCUAAGAGACAAUCCCACAACACAAACACAUAACAAACAUUUAGAUUUCAAUUAAUUUUCAAAACAAAGUUACAUUACUACACACAAUGCAAAAUAAUUCUGAAAAACAAACUUACUCUGAAAUAAUUAGCAUGAAAAAUUAAUAUCCUACAAACAAGGCAUUUAUUUCAUUUGUUCUGAAGACACAUAAUACUUCAUUUUUGACUGGCAAUAAUUAUCUGUCAGACUGAUUGCAUAAGCACUGUCUUUUACAUAUACAAACAAACUAUAUACAAGAGGUAGAGGUCACAUUAAGCAUACUAGUGACUCCACCUUCAACUCAUCUUGGCCAGUGGUCUCAGUGUAUUGUGUCCAUAUUUACAUCAUGAUGGAUGUUCGUCCUAAAAUAAUUUUACAUGACAAAAAAUAAAGCAUUUUUAUUAUAAACUUAUUACACAGUGUAAUUAUUAAAUAGCUAUUCUGUGUGGAGAACAUUGAAUUUCAUUUUGAAGGACAUUUUGUACAGUUUGCAUUCUUGAUCAUCAUGUAUUGGCUUACAAUGUUUUUAAACAAGUGUAGUAUACAUAUACACUGUACUUAUUAAGUUUAUAUCCUGUAGCAUUGUAAAAAGAUACUCGAGCUAUAACAGCCUCCUGCAUAUAUAUGAAAAUGCUUUUUGCUUUUGUUAUAGAAAAUCAUUUAAAUCCUUCUUCCAAUUAUCUCUUGAACUCGGAGCAUUGCAUCAAAAUUGUUUUUCUUAAAUCGUAUAUACUGUUUUCUCUCCCUCUUCCUGUGUAUAAUCUUCAAAUACGGUAAUAGUAUAAUAGUUACUAAUAUAAAAAUGUAAGAAAUGUAUAUAUGUAUAACGUAGAAAGGUAAAGAAUUUUAAUGAAGAAUGGUGUAGCGGACGAGAACAGAACUGAACUUCAGCCAGGCUGGAGUGAUACAUAGAGGUGUUUUCCACCUCAAUCGAGUCAAUAUUUUAAAUUUAAAAAUUGACUUCUUUAAAGCUUUAAUUUUUCAACACUACUAUAAUAUUGUACAAAUAUUAUACUAACAGGUUGAUAUAAGAAUGCUAGGGUUCAAAUUAUCAAUACUAUAUUUAUACAAUAUACAUAAUAUAUAAAUAUAUACAUAUAUAAAUAUUUAUAAAUAAUAUAUCAAAGCUUUCUGUGUGGUGUAACCUGCCAGAAUGGCGAGGGUCUUGCUUUGUUAAGAGGUUGAUCUCGUAUAUAUUUUGUCGAACCACUGCCACUACCACUGUUAGCGGACUUGUGCUACUGGUUGUUACCAUGUUUUCUUCUGUAAAUAUGUAUAUUGAGUGCGUUCAAAUGGUUAUAAUGUAAAUUACUCUUUACUUUAUGUUGUAAAAUUUUGUACAUUCGUAGAAGUGAAUAAAUAUUAAAAUACAAUGAUAUUUUUUUGGGUACCGUAUUCAAUUCUAUUUACUUUAAUGAUUUAAUAGUAACAAAUUAACUCCUUAGUGCUUUGAAAUUUAAAAUUAGAUGUCCGUCUGAUAUGAUUUAUAGGUUAAAAUUUCACAAUAUACAAUAAAAAGUUUCUGUAAAAAACUUAAAGCACCUUAUAACAAUUUUAUGUAUCUCAGUAUAAAUGUUGUUUUAUGAUCACACAGACAUUUCAUCCACAAUGAUAAAUGCAACAGUUAAUUCACAAGCGAUAACUUUUAAUAUUUAAUCUUCCUCUCUUGAUUUGGUGAAUUUUCAGCCUACAUUUUCUUUUAAUAUUUUAUUAUUGAAUAAAACUAGAUAACUUUUUUUCAAGCAUAGCUUGGAUAACAUAUAAUUUGUCAGAGUAAACUAAAAUUAAAUAAAACUGUCACUACUAAAUAACAAAAUUAAAAGGUUAAUGAAUUAUAGUUUUAAACUACUGUAACAAUGUAAUAACAACACAACAACAGAGUAAUGGAGCUAAAAACUAAUAAUUUUGUUCAAAAUUUAAAAAAAAAUCAAACUUUAAAAAUUAAUUGUUUGCUAUGCUUAAUUAGUUGGCAGCUUUCUUAAAAUUACAAUGAUUUUCUAUUCCUUUAAGAUCAUAUCAUUGCAAGUUUAAAUAUUAUGUAUUUUCUCUUAUAGAAUUUACUAAGAAGAUGUAUUUCUCUUGGUUCUUGCUCUUCCUCUGAACAUAUCACUAUCAAAUAAUAGCAAAUAAACAUAAUUUUAAAAGAGAUGGGCUGGGCAGUUAAUAAGCAUUAGAAAUGUUAGUGUUUCAAUGUUUUCUAUCAGUCAUCAGCUUGAAAACACAACAUACUUAUGUAUGUAUUUACAGACAUUAUGAAUGAAUGAUGAAUUUAAUGGAUGAAUGAGACGGUAUAGCCUUGUUAUUAGCUUAAGAUUGACUGGUUCUAGCAAGUAUUUUUAAUUUAUAGCCUAAUAACCAAUUAACAGUACAAAAACAGUCCCACAGUUUUACUUAAAAUUCAAACCAUAAUCAUUCCGUCUUGGCUUGGUGAUUGCUAAAAUCCAGUUUCCAUUGACAAACUCCAUCCUGAACGACUAUCUUACUGAAAGAGUUAAGUGCAGACUUUAGGUGGCACAGAUAACCAGAUUCCAAUUCACCCUAACCUCAAACCAUUGCCAAAAUAUUUUAAACAGGUGGACCAUUCAAGUCCUGUUCUCCAUAAUAGGACAAUAGGUUCAUGACUAAUAAAACAAUGUCAAUGAGGUAAAGUUGGUGAUUGUUACAAUGAAAGUUCAUGAAUUUUAUGAAAUCGUUAUAUGCUAAACCAUUUAUUAUUUUUUCACUUGUUUGUUCCUAACUGGCAUAGGAAGGAAUACAUUAUAAAGUACAUACAUUAUAAAAAAUAAUGUAGGAAUUUAAAUCAUCAGUGUAGAAGCUAAAAUACAUAAUUAUAUUUUCAAUACAUUAAUUCUAAUCUAAGUAACCUUUUUUUAUUAAUUGAGUGUGAUUGUGGUAGCACAAGUUCUCUAGCUGCAGAGUAAUAUUAUAAGGUAUUGUUGAUUGGAAGUGAAUGAAUGAUGCCAACCAAAAAGCAUAUAAAAAUCUGAUUCAUUAAGUACCUAAUUAGUAAAAAUCCUCACCUCAUUGAUUUACUGUGCGUGAAUGACAUAUAUAAAAAACUCAAUUCUUUGUUUUUUCCCAAUUUGUUAGUUUUAAAUAAUGUAAAUUUGAGUUAUGAUCUUUGGUGUGUAUAAUGCAAUGGUAACUUGAAACUUUCUUAUUUAGAAGAAUGAAUCGUUCAGUAAACUUUUUUUUGUUCCUAUUAAUAAAAUCCACCACUGAUCUGAUCAAAUUAGUAAUUUUUAUUUCUAGAAUAACUCAAUAGAAACUGAAUUUGGUUUCCAAUCCACUCAAAGCGUCUCUUUAUAAGCACUCAUUAAAAAUAUGUUAUAGGAUUUUUCCAAUUUUAUUACAAAUUAUCUAAAAAAAGAUCUAACUUUUUUGCUUUUCCUGAACAUUUUUCAUUUACUCGUUAUUUAAUCCCUUUUCUAUUUUAUCUGAGGUUGCAAUAAUAACAAAUAACAGAUAUCAAUAUAACAUAAAUGAGGUGAGGAAUGCUGCAUUAAUAUUCUCUUGUAAGAACUACUGUAUUCUGCAGACUCUAUGACUUGUAUUAUAUUUCACAUUGAUUUCCAGCUUGAAAUCAUCAAUUGUAAAUAUUAUCAUGUGUAAUAUUAUAACCUACUUGCAAAUCAUAUAAAUAUAUUUAAUUUAUCUUGGUAAUAAUGAAUACAUGAUUUUCUAAUCCUUAUUUCCUUACCCUUUCACCCAACAUCAUGUGUUGUUUAUUGUUAUUUUGAUGGUGAAAAUGUGUUUAAUGUCAUAAAUUUUAUGUGUUUCUAAUGGUAAUUGUAAUCAUUGAUAUAUUUGUCAUACGUUACAAAAUUGCUGUAAAACCUGUCAGAACGUUGUACAUAUAAUUGUGUUCAUAUAUUGAAUUAAAUACAUCAUUUUGCCUGUACACAUUUCUUCAUUUUAGUUCUCUUAUUUGAAACACCAAUAAAAACUAAUUUGUGAGUUUGUUAGGUAAAUAAUAUUUCCACUGUAAUUACAUUAGUAUUAUAGUAUUUUUUUAAACUACAUUACCACCACUUGUUUUCCAUUUAUCCACCUUGCUGAAAAAUGUGGUAGCAAUCUACAAAUGAUUUCUACUUACACGUUUACUGCAUUACGAGAUCCCAAGGCCUCCUGCUUGUGUUACUGUUAGCACUACAGUAAAAUACUUUGAUCUCUCUGUGUAUUUUUAUUCAAUAUUUCGACUAGAUGGAAAUAAAAUUUACAUAACAGGAAAUUUCUUAGGCAGUGAAUUUAUUUUUUUAUUUUUUGUUAAGAUAUUAUAAAUCUUUGUAAUGCGUUGUGGUAUCACACACUCUACAUAUGCAAUAAAUGAUCUCUAGCCUCUAAUAGAUAACAAUUAGUUUCGUCUGUACAGAAUGCAAUAAGAAUCACCGAUCAUAUGAUAUGGUAUACUGCCAACUUAUAAGUCAAUUUUAUUUACCAAAUAUGAUUAAUGAAAUGUUAAUGAAUUAUUCAUUAUAUUUAUGCAUGUUAAUAACUUUGGUAUAACUUGGGCCUCAUUUAGAUCAAAUGUAUAUUUUCCUGUAAAAAUACUUUCCUUUCAUAAUUCUUUUUCUUAUAUUAACUAACUUUAUUAACAACAUUUUUAAGUAUAGUAAUUAGUUUUUUAUCAAUAGCAGUUAUUAAAAUGUUAGGAGUGUUGAGGCUACAUGUGCGUUACAAGAUUAAAGGGACUAAUGAUGAUAUGCCUCAAUCUUGAAUUGCUCCCAUGAAAAUUACAACACAAUUCAUUGUUGGUAAAACUCUAAUAUAUCCAGCUAUUCUUUGAUAUUGUGCUUUAUGACGCAUAGGAAAUAAAUUGCACAAGAUCUCUAUAAAUCUCCACUGAAGGAAAAAUCUACCAAGAAAUCAGUGUGGAUGUCUCUUUAGGUAUCCUUGUGCAUACUGAAAUAAUGAUUUUUUACAAAGGCCUUAAGAUCUUGUAAUGCACUACAAAUAGGAAGAAGCUAAUUUGCUACCACAGUGACUGUGUUAUGUAUUAUAUAUACUUUGCUGUCUUGUUGUAUUUUUCUUACUCUGUUAAGUAUUUUAAUUUUUGUUAUAAUCUACUUUAUGCGUUAUACAUUUUAUUCACUUUUGGUUAUAUAUUUUACUUUAGUAUAGACUUAAAGAUCUAAUGUGCAUUUGAAUCACUAUAAGUGUUUCUCUAAAGUUUUAUUAUUUCUUAACACAUUUUUUUAACAGCAAUGAGCAUCUAGUUAAUGUAGGAAGAUAAAUUUGGUUUUCAAUAAAAUGUAAUCCUGUAUGCUGUUUUUAUAGAAUUUGGUUGCAGUAUUAAAAAAACUAUGUAUAAUUCAAUGUAUAAAGUCCAGUAUGAAAAAAAUUAAAAUUAUGUACUAUUUUAUAUUUUAGGUAUUAUUGAUUAUAUAAGGUUUAAGUAGAUUUUAAAUUGUUUUAAACACAAGAUUGGUAAAUAAUGUAAUCUUAAUUGAAUAAGUAUACUUGAAGUCAUGUCAAAAGUUCAAAUAUUUAAAGUGUAUCCUGAUCUUUUCUUGAUUGAAAACAGUGUUAUUUUAUCAAGUCCAAUAGAUAUCAGUCCAUUUCCACAGUAUUUCUUCAUCUUUCAUAAAAAAAUAAUAUAUCUUGGGUAUAUUUAUCGUGCAAAAAUAAGAUGUGUUAAAUGUACUCCUUCAAUAUAUUGGAACACAUAUUAUAAACAUUUUAAGCUCAAACAUUCAUAGCACAAAAGUUUCACUUGGCACUUAUUGGCCUCCUAAUAAAACAAAGUUGUUACUUUAUGUCUUUGGGGAUACAAGUCAGUGUGUUUCUUAUUGAUUUAAUAAACAAAACAUGUGAUUCUUAAAGUUGUGAUUUUUCCCAUUAAAGCUUUGUACAGGAUACAGAUUUACUUGUAUAUCUUUGCCACCAGCUUUUGUUCCUAUUAUUGUUCAUUACUGCAUUUAAUUUCACAAUCCCCACAGACAUGUCACUUGUACUUCCUGGAAUCUAGCCCCUCAUUCAAAAUAAAUAAAAGUAUACUAAUGAAUCAAUGUUAUAAUUGCAUCAAUAACAAACCAAAACAUGUCCUACUGAUACUUGUGAAACCAUUUAACAUACUGGAAUUAAUAAAGAGCAUUCUAAUAGCAUUUGAACAGUUUGUGAAGACUAUGAUCAGUUCAAUUAUGUUUGUAAAACAGGAAAUCAGUGUUUAAUUGGUGGUGGAAAAGUCUCGUGGUAAAAUUAAAACAUAAAAUUAAUUUAUGCCUAUGUAAAAUGUAUAACUGUCUUAAUUUUUUAUAUCAAAAUCGAAUUAAUGUAAGUAAACUAUUGAGAAACACAAAAAAGCUGUCUAUAUGCUUGAAUCAUGUAACUUAUUAAUAUUGCACAUUAGUGAAGUCAUAUUUAAUUUAACAAAUUUUUAUUAUAAAAACAUUUAUUAGCUUCUAAAUCACAACUCUCUUCUCUCAUCUUUCAUGUUUAACAUAAUUAAUAUAUAUGCAUUACUUUAGAUUGUUUUUCUUCUACUUACUACAUUCCUUGCUUUAAUAAGUUAAUAAUCAUUUUUAUUUUGUACAUAAGAUUUAUAUUUAAUUAUCAUGUCUUCAUGUAUAAAAUCAACUGACCUUGAUAAAUUUUUUAAAUUUUUAGCAUUUUUAUGAAUCAAGUGUUCUUACCAGGCAAUUUUUAUGUAUGAACCAAAAUGAAAGCUAUGUAUUAGUACGUUCUGUAGAUAUAUUAUACAUAUAACCUUUAUUCUUUGUUUGGACUUCACUGUUUUGUAGCCGAAAUGUAGUAUUUUAAGUUUCACAUAACUUUCAUAUCAUUUAAUAAUAAAAGUGUUUGCUAGACUCAGAUGUGAUAAGUAAUUGUUUUUAUAAUACAUACUUCUGAGGUUGUACUUACAAGAGUUUUAUAGAUCGAUAAAAUAUAUUUAUUUAUUGUUACCGUACUGUAUUUCUUUAUAUAAAGUCACUGAUAUACGUAGGUAAUCGUAACAGGAUGGUUUUUUACCCAUAAUCUAGUUCACUCAGUUCAGACCCAUUCAAUAAAUUAAUAAUGUCAACUCGAGUGUACAAAUAUUUACAACUGUCAAGACCUUAGGGUUUUACGAUGUAAAUGAGAUAUUAAAUUAAUAUCACAAUAUAAUAAAAGUAAUAAACCGAA
Homalodisca vitripennis (glassy-winged sharpshooter) is the source of this 14143-nucleotide messenger RNA. RefSeq names its product protein SCAI. Gene Ontology annotation, biological process: DNA-templated transcription. The coding region runs from base 373 to 2133 and encodes 586 amino acids. Lineage: Eukaryota; Metazoa; Arthropoda; Insecta; Hemiptera; Cicadellidae. Gene Ontology annotation, cellular component: nucleus. The record is from RefSeq and is a predicted model, not a curated record. Gene Ontology annotation, molecular function: transcription corepressor activity. The transcript is spliced from 15 exons.